AUGGAGGCCUUCACCGACCGGACGCACGUGUGGCUGUGGAUCCGCGAGUACGAAGCGUACCUUUACGCCAGAGAGGACGGGGAGGGCAUCUCCUUUAGAGCGAACCGUGGGGCGCUGCACGGAGCGUGGGCGCUGCACCGCCUGGUGCGCGACGGCACCGACUACGUGCUCUUCCACAGCGCCUCCUACGGCCGGUACCUCACCCAAAUAGAGGACGAGGACAACGAGUGUUACUACCUCGUCCAGUGCACCUACGAUUCGGAGCAGGUGAGCGUCCUGUUUCAGGCCCGCAGGGCGGAGGAUGGAUCCGACGACAUCAUCAUCAGCAACCGCAGGUUCGGCGACUGGUGCCACGACAACGAGGGCACGCCAAUGCAUUGGGUGGUCGAGGCUAUCCCCCGAAGACAGCUCCCGCCUGAGCUUCCAGUUCCACCAGAUCCGAUUCCGCCUCCACCGGUCGUCGGUGGCCCGAUCCGCCGCCGGCGCCGGGGCGUCCAGCCACAAGCGCCUCAAGCGGUGCUUCGUCGGACAAUCCUCUACGUGCGGGCGGACGAUCAAGGGAACUUCAAUCCGCUCCAAUGGAGAAUGUUAUUACAGUUCAAAGGCCAGUCCGUGUUCAACCUGAGGAGAGAUUUAGCAGCCGAACUGGGUGAAGCGAACAACGUCUUAAGCAUCACGCUGUGUGCGUGGGCCGGCUCAAACGGGCGGCUGACUCCUCUGGUCAUCGACCUGCCUUCCAAUGAGAAGACCAUGAACAUCGUCGUCCUCACCACCGGGUCGCCAGCUGCUCAGGAGUUAGUGUACCCAAAUGUUGAUGCUGCAUAG
Messenger RNA from Miscanthus lutarioriparius, 825 nucleotides. The record is from the annotation of a GenBank genome assembly. Lineage: Eukaryota; Viridiplantae; Streptophyta; Magnoliopsida; Poales; Poaceae.